Messenger RNA from Drosophila bipectinata, 3333 nucleotides. RefSeq names its product suppressor of white-apricot (gene su(w[a])). Gene Ontology annotation, molecular function: RNA binding. The record is from RefSeq and is a predicted model, not a curated record. Gene Ontology annotation, cellular component: U2 snRNP; catalytic step 2 spliceosome; U2-type prespliceosome. Lineage: Eukaryota; Metazoa; Arthropoda; Insecta; Diptera; Drosophilidae. Gene Ontology annotation, biological process: mRNA cis splicing, via spliceosome; regulation of alternative mRNA splicing, via spliceosome; mRNA 5'-splice site recognition.
GGAAGCACUCACACAGUCUGGUCACUCUGCCACGAAGGCAUAUUUCGCAUACAAAUAGAAUCCAGGAAUCUACAAAUUCUACUUAAAAUGACGAGUUCUAGGACAACCAAGUCCUAGUCCGUCUUCGGAGAUAGUGAGUGAGGCUCCGUCAGUGCCCUAGCACUAGAGUGAGAUAGACACACAUAAAGAGAAAGAGAGAGAGAGAGCGGGAAAGAGAGGGGAGCCAAAAGGAGCAUCACAUCGUGAUUGAAUUGCCAGGACAUCCUGGUCCUUCAGUUUCCAACUCCCGGCCCCCAAAAGUACCAUCAUCAUGAUGCCCUACAAUGUACGAAAUGCCGGAGGUGGCUCUGUGGGCGGAAUUCUACGCAAAACAGGCACAUCCUUGGUAUCCUCGUCCACGUCCUCGAUGGGACACGGCGGCAGCAUCAUCAACUGUAAUAGUAAUGGAAGUGGAGCAACUGGUGGAUCUGGAGCUGGCUAUAGUCACGAUAGCAACCGACAACCGCCGUUGGAGCUGCUCGUCUUUGGAUAUGCCUGCAAGAUAUUUCGGGACGAUGAGAAGGCGCGCGAAAUGGACCACGGCCGGCAGCUGAUCCCCUGGAUGGGCGAUGUAAAUCUCAAGAUAGACAGGUAUGAUGUGAGAGGCGCCCUCUGUGAACUGACGCCACACGAGGCGCCACCUGGUGGCUAUGGCAAUCGCCUGGAAUACCUCAGCGCCGAGGAGCAGCGGGCCGAGCAGCUGUGCGAGGAGGAGCGCUAUCUAUUCCUCUACAACAACGAGGAGGAGCUGCGUAUGCAGCAAGAGGAGGAUCUGAAACGAUUGCAGCAAGAGACCUCCGGUGGAAGCUAUAGCCAGGUGGGCUUCCAAUACGAUGGCCAGUCUGGGGCAGCGGGAGCAGCCGGCUCCUCGACCACUCCAGCCCAGCUCUCGCCCAACUCGGAGGAGAGUGAACAGCCCUUUGUCCUUCCACGCACCCUGAUGAUGGUUCCUCCACUGGACAUGCAAUUGCCAGAGACGAUGAAACAGCAUGCCAUUAUUGAGAAGACGGCUCGAUUCAUCGCCACCCAGGGCGCCCAAAUGGAGAUCCUGAUCAAGGCCAAGCAGGCCAACAAUCCCCAGUUCGACUUCCUCACCCAGGGCGGCUACCUGCAGCCCUACUAUCGUCACCUGCUGGCGGCCAUUAAGGCCGCCAAGUUUGCUCCCGACUCAGAGGCUUCCGGAGAUCAGAAGCAACAGGAUCAGGAUCAAGACUCUGCGGCAGUGGACGGCGGACAAGGCGAGGAGAGUGGCGCGAGGAGGGCGGCCCAAGUGGUCAUCACAGUGCCCACCAUUAAGUACAAGCCCUCGGCGAAUUGUGCCUACACCCAGCUGAUCAGCAAGAUCAAGGGCGUGCCUCUGCAGGCGGUGCUGCUCGAGGAUGAGGGCAGCAAUGCCGGCAACUCACAGCACUCCGGAGGCACUGCCUCGCCCACGCUAAGCUGCCGAUCCGAGGGCCAUAGUCAGGGAGGGGAGUUCACGCCCGUGCUGCUGCAAUACAAUGGGAGUACGUUUGCCCACGAGGAGGAGACGGUGCAGGAGCAGCCGGAGGCGAAUGAGGCACCGCCACAGGUGGAGCUUCUCAAGAACACCAGCGCACUGGCCCUGGCCCAAAACUAUAGCUCCGAAAGCGAGGAGGAGGAGGAGGAGCCGGCGCCCAAACCGGAAGAGAAGAAACCCGAAGUAAUCCUCAAGUUCCCCGUUCCCGAGGAAAACCUGCGACAUAUCAUCGACAAGACGGCCACGUACGUGAUCAAGAAUGGUCGCCAGUUCGAGGAGACGCUGCGCACAAAGAGCGUGGAGCGUUUCAGUUUCCUGGUGCCGGAGAACGAGUUCUACGCCUACUACCUCUACAAAGUCACCGGUGAUGUGGACGCCGCCUCCAAGGAGCAGAAGACUCGCAAGGCUGCCGCCGUGGCAGCAGCUCUAAUGUCCAAGAAGGGUCUCAAGUUUGGAGGAGCAGCAGCAGCGGCUGGGAAUAGUCUGGACAAAGGACCUGUUAGCUUCUCCAUACGGGCCCGAGAUGAACAUACUCCGCUGCAACCGACCAUGCCUCAGGAGGUCAGCGACGAGGAGGCCAGUUCGGUGGCAGGAUCAGAGCAGGUUCGUCCCGGAAUGCCCGACAGCGUUCAGCGGGCCAUCAAGCAGGUGGAGACGCAGCUCCUGGCCAGAACCGCAAACCAAAAAGCAGGCGCCUCCUCUUCUUCCAACGAACAGCGACAAGCUGAAGAUCGCGUAAAGGACAAGCUGGCCCAGAUAGCCCGGGAGAAGCUGAACGGCAUGAUAUCCCGGGAGAAACAGCUCCAGCUCGAGAGGAAACGAAAGGCUCUGGCAUUCCUCAAUCAAAUCAAAGGUGAAGGUGCCAUUGCGGCGGCCUCGCUCCCGGGAAGUGCUCCCAAUCCUCCUGAAGCUGCGGCGGGUGUUUCCCGCAACGACAGUGACAACGAAUCCAACGAUUCCGUGCGCUCCAUACCCAUCACCUACUUCGGACCUGACGACGACGACGAUGACGAGGGAGACGCCCCAACCGAGGAGAAGCCCAAGGAGGACAAGGAAAAGGAGAAGACCCACAACGAAGAGGAGGAGGAGGAGGACGAGGAGGAUGACGGUGAUCUGGAAAAGUACAAUCUGCUGAACGAUGACAGCACCAAUACCUUCACCAGCAAACCCGUGCCGACGAUAGCCACUCCUCCGCUUCCACCGCCGCCAGCGACGUCGGUCCUCCUCUCCGACGACGACGACGUCCAGGUGGUGGCCACAUCCACAAAAUCCUCCGGUUCGCGUUCCUACAAGACCCACCGGCGCAGCAGGAGUCGGUCUAGAAGUCGCACGAGAAGCAGUUCCGCCAGUGUCUCCAGCCGAACCUCCUCCCAUCGACGCCGCCAAAGACGCAAGGAAACAAAAGAACCAUCUCAGGCAUCAGCCUCGUCAUCCACCAGGAAAUCGGCAUCUGUAUCGCAGUCCUCUUCCCGCCGCAAGAGUCCCAAGAAGCGACGCCGCAGCCGGAGCAAGUCGCGCAGCAGCCGGACCAGUCGCCGCAGCCGUUCCCGAAGCACAGCCAAGAGCAUACGCCGGAGCAGGUCCAGCAGCAAGUCGCACAGCCGGCGGACGCCCAGCAAGAAGAGUCACAAGCGCCACAAGAGACGCCGACGCAGCAGCUCCGCCUGAUCUCCAUGAUCACCACCAGUAGCUUCUCGCUCGCCCAUCAUUCUCGGCCAUCAUUGCGUUUUGAAAAUUUUAGGUAUUUUGUCCAUAGACCGUAUCCCUCAAUAAAGCACCGAGCAUAUUUUUGUAAA